Diabrotica balteata is the source of this 918-nucleotide messenger RNA. The record is from the annotation of a GenBank genome assembly. Lineage: Eukaryota; Metazoa; Arthropoda; Insecta; Coleoptera; Chrysomelidae.
CUCCUAACCCAACAUUUUAUUAAUCAAAAUCAAAUUAUCACAAAUAGUAUUCUGUGGUUUGAUUGCAAUUUGCAAUCAAUGAUAUGCAAUGAUCAUGGAUUAUGAUGAAAUAUUUUAACAUAAACUACUUAUAAAUCUGUUUUCAGAAAAAAAUUAUCAUAGUGGGAACUUGGGUUUACCAGUUAUAUUUGUCCUUUCAGUACUUAAAGGACAUAGUCAUGGCCUCAAAGAAUUUAAAAAUGAUGGUAUUUGACUUAGAUUUUACACUAUGGCCGUUUUGGGUGGAUACUCAUGUAACACCACCUUUUAAAAAGAAUUCUAAUGGCAUUGUGGUGGACAGCUACAAUUCUGAAAUAGAAUAUUACCCUCAAGUGCCAGAAAUCUUGCAAAAACUCUAUGAUGAAGGGUAUACUUUGGGAGUAGCGUCAAGAACAUCUGAAAUUGAAGGUGCUAAACAGUUACUUCAACUGUUUGGAUGGGAUAAAUAUUUUUCAUAUCUUGAAAUAUUUCCUGGUAGAAAAACUACACAUUUUAAUAACUUAAAGGAACAAUCUGGAAUUGACUUCAAAGAAAUGAUAUUCUUUGAUGAUGAAUUACGCAACAUCCAUGACAUCAGUGCACUUGGAGUAGUGUCUGUUUUUGUAAAAAAAGGUGUAGACAAGUCAGUGAUAGAAGAAGGAAAGCAGCAGUUUGCUUCAGGCGUAAAAAAGUCUAUAAGAUAGAUGAAUAAUGUGAUAUUGAUAUAAUAAAGUAUAAAUGUAGAAAAAGAUUAAAGAAUUUUUGUAGAUUUUCUUUUUUUAGUUAUGUUUAAUUCUUUAAAUUCUUGAUUUAUAUAAGCCUAUAGGUACUUUGUUUCCAAAAAUUUGAUGAUCAUUUAAAAAAUAACUCAAUUUAAGUUAUCUACCAGUUGUAAUUAAU